UCUGCCCAGCACCAACUUUGAACUUUUUCCUUGUUCUCUAGCCUGUUCUCAGCAUGUAAUUUUAGUCUUCAAAUGUGGCAUUUUUUUGAGCAUCAAAUACAUACUUAGUAACUCCUCACAUGCCCCUACUAGAUGUUCGAGAAAUAAGAAGGAAGCCUUGCUCUUGGUGACCCUCGAGGAGUCUGAGCUCUUCCUGUGGGUGAGGAAACACCACCUGCUAGCGCCUGCAGAGAAAUGGUGCCUGCUUAGCUGUGGUGAGGCUGGGACUGUGGGUGCUCAGAGAUGACCCCCCCCGCCCCAAAGUGUUGUGAAGAAUAUGAGAUAUGCCUCUUCAAAUGAACAGCAGGAGCUUUUCUGCCAGAAGCUGCAGCAGUGUUGUGUUCUGUUUGAUUUCAUGGACUCUGUUUCUGACUUGAAGAGCAAAGAAAUUAAAAGAGCAACACUGAAUGAACUGGUUGAGUAUGUUUCAACUAAUCGUGGUGUAAUUGUUGAAUCAGCGUAUUCUGAUAUAGUAAAAAUGAUCAGUGCUAACAUCUUCCGUACCCUUCCUCCAAGUGAUAAUCCAGACUUUGAUCCGGAAGAGGAUGAGCCCACACUUGAGGCUUCUUGGCCUCACAUACAGCUGGUAUAUGAAUUCUUCCUAAGAUUCUUGGAGAGCCCUGACUUCCAGCCUAGCAUUGCAAAGCGAUACAUUGAUCAGAAAUUUGUACAACAGCUCCUGGAGCUUUUUGAUAGUGAAGACCCCAGAGAACGUGACUUCCUGAAGACUGUUCUGCAUCGAAUUUAUGGGAAGUUCCUUGGAUUAAGAGCGUUCAUCAGAAAACAAAUCAACAACAUUUUCCUCAGGUUUAUAUAUGAAACAGAACAUUUCAAUGGUGUUGCUGAACUCCUUGAAAUAUUAGGAAGUAUUAUCAAUGGCUUUGCAUUGCCACUGAAAGCAGAACAUAAACAAUUUCUAAUGAAGGUUCUUAUUCCUAUGCAUACUGCGAAAGGAUUAGCGCUGUUCCAUGCACAGCUGGCCUACUGCGUCGUCCAGUUCCUGGAGAAGGACACCACCCUAACGGAGCCGGUGAUCCGAGGAUUGCUGAAGUUUUGGCCGAAAACGUGCAGUCAGAAAGAGGUGAUGUUUUUAGGAGAAAUUGAGGAAAUCCUAGAUGUCAUUGAACCAACACAAUUCAAGAAAAUCGAGGAGCCCCUUUUCAAACAAAUCUCCAAGUGUGUGUCCAGCUCCCACUUUCAGGUUGCAGAGAGAGCACUGUACUUCUGGAACAAUGAAUAUAUUCUUAGUUUGAUUGAAGAGAAUAUUGAUAAAAUUCUGCCAAUUAUGUUUGCCAGCUUGUACAAAAUUUCCAAAGAGCACUGGAAUCAGACUAUCGUGGCGCUGGUGUACAACGUGCUGAAGACGCUGAUGGAGAUGGACGGCAAGCUCUUCGAUGACCUCACCAGCUCAUACAAAGCAGAGCGACAAAGAGAGAAAAAGAAGGAAUUGGAACGUGAAGAACUGUGGAAAAAAUUGGAGGAGCUAAAGCUGAAGAAAGCUCUGGAAAAGCAGAACAGCGGCUACAAUAGCAUCCUCAACAACACAAACGCCGAGUAAGGGCCCCCGCGCAGGACUGGCAGUUUUGUACGCUCUUGUGGAAUAUGUAAACAUUACGAGACAAACCUCAUCAGUAUAAUUAAAAGGCCAAUUUUUUCCUGGCAAUUGUAAAUGACAGCCUGGACUAGACGCAGCCCUGUGCUGCUCACAGCCUCCGUGUGGUAACCCUGGUCUAUCAUUGAUCCUCUGUCACUUCUGGAGUCGCACAGAAAUGAACCUUAACAUCCAUGAGCAAGAUAAUUAUGGGAGUGGUAAGAAUUAUGACUUGAAUUCUUUGAUUGUGUUGCACAUAGAGUAGUUGCUCUGUAUAUUUUUCCCUUUUAUAAUGUGCUUUCACAUGCUGCAGACCUUAGUUACAUCCUGGGAGUCUCUCCUGAAUCAGCGCUCAGGGAGAGCCUUCCCUUUCCCGUGGCCUCUCCCAGAUUCCAUGGGGCCUCCCUCAGUAGUGGUAUUGCCAUACUCUGGAAUUUGAGCAAAACACUUAAAUAUCCAGGCUCUUCAAAGCACAAAUAUAGAAAUAAAAGCUGGGAAAGUAAACCAAAAUUCUUCAUUGUCCCUCUGGACACCCCCUGCCUGCGCCACUCCAGUGAGAAGCCCCGGCCUGCCCUGGUGCAUUCCGCCAGAGUCGGGCUGUGGGCCACCCGCGUCAGGCUACCAUUCCAGUCUUCACAUGCAGCCGCGUGGAAACUUUUGUAACAAAGAACCUCACUGGGGGUGGCGCAGCGUUUAAUAAAGUCUACGUUUGUAUUUGCCUUAAGUGGUCCUCGCUC
Talpa occidentalis (Iberian mole) is the source of this 2367-nucleotide messenger RNA. It is a transcript of the gene PPP2R5A, whose product is annotated as protein phosphatase 2 regulatory subunit B'alpha. The coding region runs from base 317 to 1597 and encodes 426 amino acids. The transcript is spliced from 13 exons. Gene Ontology annotation, molecular function: protein phosphatase activator activity. The record is from RefSeq and is a predicted model, not a curated record. Lineage: Eukaryota; Metazoa; Chordata; Mammalia; Eulipotyphla; Talpidae. Gene Ontology annotation, cellular component: nucleus; protein phosphatase type 2A complex; cytosol. Gene Ontology annotation, biological process: signal transduction; protein dephosphorylation.